AUGGGCUUCAUCGUGAGGCCCGCGUACAUCGCCUGCGGGCUCUCGCUCUUCCCGCAACUGCUGCAAGUGGCCGCCCAAGAUUUUACUUGUACGGUUGCCGAAACCCUCAGCGGCCAGGCGGAUUGCAUUGACCCCAGUGCAGGGGGCACGUGCACCGCCGGAGAUGUCGAUCUCCCAGACGAUGACGCUCUUACCAACGUCCAAGCGACCACCGAUCUCUGCGACGGAACACAGGACUCGAUUACCUUCACGGGGGACUUGACAUUCCUAUCAACUGGUAAUGGUGAUCGACAGGACGUGGGAAUGUGGCUUGGCGAUUUUGGUCCCGAUGGAACAUGCGACGUUUACGGGUUUAACUGCGAAGAGGAUACAUUUGACCUGGAGGAUAAUCCGACCGACAUCUGCGCGGACGUCCAGCAAGGCUCAACCUUGUUUGCAGGGGUCCAAUUCACGGAUUUGGGCACCAUCUCCGUCACGCCAUCUCUGGUGGCCGAGCCUUGCCUCGGAGAUGGAUCGGAUUUCCUCCUGACGUUCGGAAACAUCCCGACAGAAGCCGAUGCCAGCUACACCAUCGCCGCGGUGGAUGGCACUUUCAACAUUCCUGACAUCGCUGGUUCUCUUACCGGGAACACCACGACCGUAGCCCUUCUCCCCACCAUCGCGUACACUAUUACGGUGGCUGUCGCCUUCGAGAACAACGAACCUGACUGUGGCUUCGUUACCCUCCCCUUGAACCCCACCUGCAGUUGCAGCGGAGACGACGAAAAUUGCCCCGACCCUCUCAUCUGCUGUGAAGUCAAGGACUUUUGUGACGUAUUUUUGUCGGAGAGCAUCGACGGCGUGAUCUGCGGUAAGGAACGCUCUCCACCCGAGUUACACCGGUGGGUUAUCCACCGGUGA
Messenger RNA from Ectocarpus siliculosus, 900 nucleotides. Lineage: Eukaryota; Phaeophyceae; Ectocarpales; Ectocarpaceae. The record is from the annotation of a GenBank genome assembly.